CCAAUACUGAGAGCUCUCAACUUCAUUUUCAUUCACUAGAAUCUCGUUUCUGUCCCCGAAAUCUUGACUCCCUCUCUCGUUUCGCAGACACGGUAGGGUUGCGUUUCGGAUCCAAGUCCGAUAAAAAUGGCUGAACACGCCGAAGGUUCGGGUGCCGCAUCUGAAUCCUUGCUGGAAAAGAUUACCGACAAGUUGCAAGGCCACGAUUCGUCAUCGUCCGACUCCGAUUCCGAUUCCGAUAAACCAGCGUCGCCGUCCCCCAUCAAAGCCAAGGUUUUUCGCCUCUUUGGACGGGAGAAGCCGGUCCACACAGUUCUCGGCGGAGGAAAACACGCUGAUGUAUUUUUGUGGAGGAACAAGAAGAUCUCUGCCGGAGUACUUGGCGGAGCCACUGCCAUGUGGGUGCUUUUCGAAUUGCUUGAAUACCAUCUCCUCACCCUUGUUUGCCACAUUUUGAUACUCUCUCUUGCAAUCCUGUUCCUUUGGUCCAACGCCACCACCUUCAUCAACAAGUCUCCACCUCGCAUCCCGGAUGUUCAUAUUCCAGAAGAUCCAUUCCUGCAGGCUGUCAAUGCAUUGAGGAUUGAGAUUAACCACGGUUUUGCUGUGUUGCGGGAAAUCGCAUCUGGAAGAGACUUAAAGAAAUUCCUUAUUAUUAUUGCUGGCCUGUGGGUACUGUCGAUCCUGGGGAGUUGCUGCAAUUUCUUGACCUUGUUUUACAUAACUUUUGUUUUGCUGCACACUGUACCAGUUAUUUAUGAGAAGUAUGAAGAUCGCAUUGACCCAUUUGCGGAGAAGGCAACAAUUGAGAUCAAGAAGCAGUAUGCAGUAUUUGAUGCCAAGGUUCUGAGCAAGAUCCCUAAAGUACCCUUGAAAUACAAGAAGAUGGCUUAGAGAGUUUGAGGUAUUCUAGCAGACAUUUGGUUAGAUGUGGGUUUUGAAGAUGUGAUUUUGGCAUAGUGCUCGGUAUCCAUGUUUGCUGGAACACUUGUUUAUUUAUCUUCUGCUGGUUUUUACUGUUUGGGUUAUUAGUUUUGUCAGUGUUUUAUGUUGGUUUAGUUCCAAGUGGUAGGGCAAUCAUUUUAGCAGUGCCUCAGGUCCUUAACUAUAGGUGGGGCUUUUGUGACAACAAUUAUUAUAUCAAUGUCUAUCCGUACCUUGUACAUUGUUUGUCACUUAAUUUGGAACUGUUGAUAGCUUGUAUUUAUGUUGAUCCUCUGCUUGUUUGAUUUA
Vitis riparia (riverbank grape) is the source of this 1233-nucleotide messenger RNA. Its product is annotated as reticulon-like protein B1. Lineage: Eukaryota; Viridiplantae; Streptophyta; Magnoliopsida; Vitales; Vitaceae. The transcript has 5 exons. The record is from RefSeq and is a predicted model, not a curated record. The coding region runs from base 127 to 894 and encodes 255 amino acids.